This is a messenger RNA of Papaver somniferum (opium poppy), 727 nucleotides long. Its product is annotated as thioredoxin-3-like. The transcript has 5 exons. The record is from RefSeq and is a predicted model, not a curated record. NCBI's taxonomy places the organism in Eukaryota, Viridiplantae, Streptophyta, Magnoliopsida, Ranunculales, Papaveraceae. The coding region runs from base 1 to 492 and encodes 163 amino acids.
AUGGCGAGAAAUUCAUCAUCAGCACUACUUCGAAGUCUUCUUCUUUCUCGUAAGAACAAACCCUUUUCUUCUGCUUCGAUCAAAGCCCUAACAACAAGUACUCAAAUCUCUUCAUCUAGUUUUGGUAAUUUACUUGAUAAUCAGAUGAAACCCUUGUCUUCGUUUGCUUCCCUCUCUUUUCGUCCCUCUAUUUCUCCUCAUCAGCUCGAUCUUUCUGUUCUUCUUCAUCAUCUAGUAAGUACUGAUCUGGAUGAUAAAUUGCCGACAAUAUUCUACUUCACUGCUGUCUGGUGUCCUCCAUGUAGACUAAUUUCUCCUGUCAUUGAAAGUUUGAGCAAAAAAUAUCCACACGUGACGACAUUGAUCAGCAUCAGAAGUCAGCCAACAAUUCACUUGUUUCAAAACGGGAAAAAGGCUGACGAAAUGGUGGGUGCAGAUGUUGCAAGACUGAAGCAAAUUGUGGAAAGGCUUUACAGCACCAAGAACAACUAAUCAUCAGUCUAUCCCCUAAGUUUAAGCUGCUAAGUGGUGACGGAGAAUGAGGUUUUAGUGUGUUUGGCAUGUACUGCUGCCAUUACAUUGAGAGUCAUGUAUGUGUUUUAAAGUUUUUGUUUCAGAAACUUCAAGAGUAGUUCAGUAGAAGGAUUUUAUUGUUUUAAACAGAAAAGGUUGAUAGUUUUUCUUGUCUUCAUUGUUCUCACAGAGUUAAUAUAUAGAAGAGUUUAUU